Folsomia candida is the source of this 1895-nucleotide messenger RNA. RefSeq names its product gastrula zinc finger protein XlCGF7.1-like. The record is from RefSeq and is a predicted model, not a curated record. Gene Ontology annotation, biological process: regulation of transcription by RNA polymerase II. Gene Ontology annotation, molecular function: RNA polymerase II transcription regulatory region sequence-specific DNA binding; DNA-binding transcription factor activity, RNA polymerase II-specific. Lineage: Eukaryota; Metazoa; Arthropoda; Collembola; Entomobryomorpha; Isotomidae. The transcript has 4 exons. The coding region runs from base 247 to 1308 and encodes 353 amino acids. Gene Ontology annotation, cellular component: nucleus.
CGUAACAGGGUCGUCUUGUUCAAUGUUCAGACACAUUUCCAACCUUACGCUGAUAGGUGUAUCAGUUUUCCUGGUUUAAAUUAUUUGCAACAAUACGUUCUCGGUUGGCAUGUAUUAUUUAAGCAAUUAUUUAUAAAAGCACCAGUGAAUUAUUUAUAAUUUUUACCCACAUAUCAGUAAUUUCAAUUGGAGUUUUUAUCCCACUAAAAACCUUUUUAACCUUUGAAGUUUCUACCAGGAAAAAGAAUGAAGCCCACGACAACUGAGAAGAACUGGAAGUGCGCCUUGUGUUCGAAAAUAUUUGUACGAAAGCAGUAUUUCGAACGUCAUGUCAUCACUCAUGAGACCAACUCGCAAGUUAAAUGUGAGAUUUGCCGUAAAAAAUUAAAGAAUCGCCUCGUCCUCUACACGCACAUGAAGUCUUUUCACAGCAAUAAAGCAAAACAAAGAUGCCAACUUUGCCAUCAAGAAUUUGCCAUGAUCCGGGAACUGCGAGGCCACAUGGAGCGAAGACACACACCGAUAGAAGAAAGGCCACGACUCCACUGCACCUUUUCCGGCUGCCCUAAAACCUUCCUGGCAAAGGGUUACCUUACCAAACACUUUAACCAGCAACACUCCCACAAUCCAGUCCGAUAUCCUUGCACGCUUUGUAAGAAGGAAUUCACGCAAAAACCAAGCCUCGACACCCACAUUGCGACUCAUACGACGGAAAAACGCUUCAAGUGUGCCACGUGCGGGAAGAGUUUCACACAAAAGCAUAGUUUGCAAAUUCAUGAGGUAUGCACCAGCCUUCACUCUCUGCCCGGACCGCUGUAUCUCCCGUCCGACCAAAAUGCCAUAAGACUUUUAACUAUGUGGAACUGCGUACUGCGAGUCACAAGGGGACGUUCACAUAAGGCGUCAUCAAAAAGCGACUUAAAAAGAACUCACCUGGCGAAGGCUGACCGCCCCGUAUUUCCAUGCCGCUUAUGUCCACUCAAUUUCUACUCCGAACGAGGGAUUUGGUACCACGUUAAGACUUAUCACGAUCAGAACCAAUAUUUCUGCAGGAUUUGUGGCAAAAAUCUAAAGAAUGCUGACCGGUUGAAGUAUCACAUGAGAGCCAGCCAUCCCACAAAUGAGGCACCGACUUACUCCUGCCAGUAUUGCGAAUAUCAAAGCAGAAUCAAGCAAAACUUGACAAGCCACGUGGCACGGAUGCACGUGGGUGUGAAGGGAAGGCAAUGCUAUUUUUGCGGGAACAAGUUUUACAAUUUUUCCCAUUUGGCCAGUCACUGUAGCCGGAUUCACACUCUUGAAAAAUAAUUUCACAUUUCAUUCGAUUAGAAAACAAUUGUUAUGUGCUGCACUAGAUUAAAUAAUUAAUAACUUUUAUCUAUUUAUGCAAAUAUAUAGAUUAAUUGAUAAAAUCUACGUUUUUUUUUUGCUUUUCUACGUAUGGAUAUGAUGCGUGGAAUAAAGUGGAUGCUUCUUGUCGUUUGCAGAAAUCGAUUUGCAUAAAGCGUACAGUAUCAUACGGUACGUUUGGAGAUGAAUUUGAUGCUAAAUUCUACAAGUUCUGUCAGUUUAUUCGAUUUAAAACAAAUUAAAAAAUCCGGACUUUGGAGAACUCACAAAAUUUAUGCUCCGUUUUGUACCUUUUGACAACGUAAAAAUGUAUAGAGGGUAAAUUUUGCGAAUUCUCCAAGUCCGGAAUUUUUUAAUUUUGUAAAAAAUAAAAUACACUGACACAACCUUCGAUUUAAUAAUAAUUUGUAAUAAUUCGAUAAUUUUCCAUGAACGAAAAAAUGAUCAAUGUCCAUCAAUUUUAUGGAAUUUUAAAAAUUGUCUCUUACUAUCAAGUUUGGUAAGAUGCAUAAGUAUAUACAUAUUACCGAAAUGAGAAAAUUCUG